Penicillium digitatum Pd1 is the source of this 1554-nucleotide messenger RNA. The record is from RefSeq and is a predicted model, not a curated record. NCBI's taxonomy places the organism in Eukaryota, Fungi, Ascomycota, Eurotiomycetes, Eurotiales, Aspergillaceae.
AUGGUCUCCAGCAACGGAUGGCGCGCUCUGGCACUGUCACUGGCUCUUGUCCCACAGGCAAUGGCAGACAUCUGCGCGACACUCGAGGCCGGUGGCAUUGACAUUGAAAAUCGUAUCUCAUUGGUUUACAAUUAUGAUCUGACCGAGUAUUGGUCCACGGCAUGCGGCGAUCUCAAGCCAACGUGCAUUGCAGCUCCAUCCAGUGCAGCGGAGAUGGCCCAGGUUGUCAAGAACUUGCACAAUGUGGAUACUCUCUUUGCCAUCAAGAGUGGAGGACAUAACCCCAACAAUGGAUUUGCGAGUAUCCAAGAUGGAUUGCUGAUUUCGACUAAGAAUUUGGAUCAGGUUGACUAUAACCCCGAGGAUCACACUGCUAUUGUCGGUCCUGGGCUUUCAUGGGAAGAGGCCCAGAAAGGCCUCGCAGGAACUGGUCGGACUAUCGUUGGAGGACGAAUGGGAGGAGUUGGAGUUGGUGGAUAUAUGCUCGGCGGUGGUAUGAGUUUUCUGAGUACCCAAUAUGGCUGGGCUGCGAACAAUGUCUUGGACUACGAAGUUGUCCUGGCCAAUGGGACCAUUGUCCACGCAUCUGAAAAUGAAAACCCAGACCUCUUCAAAAGCUUAAAGGGGGGCGGGAAUAACUUCGGAGUCGUCACUGCAUACACCCUACAGACGCAUCCUCAAGACCACAAGGUCUGGGGUGGCAACUAUCUUUUCACGGCCGACAAAGCCCCCGAGAUUCUUACGGCGGUGCGCAAUUUCACCGAUGAGUAUCCCGAUGACAAGGCCGCGAUUAUCGUGACAUUCGAGCGCGGUCUCUUGCUGGACCUCUGUAUUAUGUUCCUCUUCUACGACGGCCCCGAGCCCCCCUCUGGAGUCUUCGACGAGUUCACUGCGAUUGAACACACCUCAACGGCCAAGACUUUUGACAGCUACUACGACCUUCUCAAGCACAACGACUUUUUUAUUCUCAAGGGGCAACGCUACAACAUCGCCACCGAGACCACGCCUCUUCCCAACAGAACCGUGGGCAUGGCCCCACUCCAGGAGUACUAUGACCAUUUCCGCAACGUGACUGAGUCCGUCCUCGAAGUGGCCGGUGUCCUAGGCUCAAUUGCCUUCCAGCCCAUGCCCACGACGUUCUCCCAGAAGGCCAAGGACCAUGGAGGAGUAAGACUUCCCUUCCCUACGAAAAUGAGAAACGGGAUCACAUCACUCACAACCUCCCAGGACCUCCUCGAUAUUCCCUCGGAUCAACCGUAUAUUAUCCUUGAGCUUGACUUCUCCUACGGUCUAGCCGUCGACGACGGCAAGAUUGACGCAGCCACCAUUGAACUUUACCAAGGACUGGAUCACCUGGUCCACAAGAACGUCGACCAGGGCCUUCUUCCAGACGUGCAUCGGCCAUUGUUUAUGAAUGACGCAUACUACCGCCAGGACUACUGGGGUCGUCUUAGCCCCGAGUCCAAGGCGCUUGCUCUGAAGACCUGUAAAGCGUAUGAUCCCCAAGGGUUCUUCCAGAAGCGGACCAGUGGAGGCUGGAGAUUGAGGGACUAG